Messenger RNA from Triplophysa rosa, 1474 nucleotides. It is a transcript of the gene ctsla, whose product is annotated as cathepsin La. Gene Ontology annotation, molecular function: cysteine-type endopeptidase activity. Bases 135 to 1148 code for a protein of 337 amino acids. The transcript has 8 exons. The record is from RefSeq and is a predicted model, not a curated record. NCBI's taxonomy places the organism in Eukaryota, Metazoa, Chordata, Actinopteri, Cypriniformes, Nemacheilidae. Gene Ontology annotation, biological process: immune response. Gene Ontology annotation, cellular component: lysosome.
UCAACAUGUCUAUAGACAAGUCUCUCGACCAAUGAGAAUUUGUGGAAUUUGCCUUCAGAUGCGCUAUAAACUUGCGGCUCCCUCUGAGACCAGCAACAUUAUCGUCUGUUUUUCAGGAUUAAAGUGUUUCCACCAUGAGGAUGUAUUUGGCGCUGUUUACAUUGUGCCUUGGUGCCGUAUUCGCGGCACCAAGUUUCGACAAGCAGUUGGACGAACAUUGGGAGCAAUGGAGGACCUGGCAUGGAAAAAAAUACCAUGAGAAAGAGGAGGGGUGGAGGCGUAUGGUUUGGGAGAAGAACUUGAGAAAAAUCCAGCUGCACAACCUCGAGCACUCCAUGGGCACACACACUUACAGACUUGGAAUGAACCACUUUGGAGACAUGACUCACGAGGAGUUCAGGCAAGUUAUGAAUGGCUACAAACACAAAACUGAGAGGAGGUUCAAGGGCUCACUCUUUAUGGAGCCCAACUUCUUGGAGGUCCCAAACAAGCUGGACUGGAGGGAAAAGGGAUACGUGACUCCUGUGAAAGAUCAGGGAGAGUGUGGUUCUUGCUGGGCCUUUAGCACUACUGGAGCCAUGGAGGGUCAGAUGUUCAGGAAAACAGGGAAUCUGGUGUCUCUGAGUGAGCAAAACCUGGUCGAGUGCUCUCGUCCUGAAGGCAACGAGGGCUGCAAUGGAGGUCUCAUGGACCAGGCGUUCCAGUACAUCAAAGACAACAAUGGCUUGGAUUCAGAGGAAUCCUACCCCUACUUGGGAACUGAUGAUCAGCCCUGCCAUUAUGAUCCCAAAAACAGUGCCGCCAAUGACACAGGAUUUGUUGACAUUCCCAGUGGAAAGGAGCGAGCUCUAAUGAAAGCUGUGGUCGCCGUGGGGCCGGUGUCUGUUGCUAUUGAUGCUGGACAUGAAUCUUUCCAGUUCUACCAGUCAGGCAUCUACUUUGAGAAAGACUGCAGCAGCGAGGACCUCGAUCAUGGCGUUCUUGCUGUUGGCUAUGGUUUUGAGGGCGAGGAUGUCGAUGGCAAGAAGUACUGGAUUGUCAAGAACAGCUGGAGCGAGAACUGGGGUGAUAAAGGAUAUAUCUACAUGGCAAAAGACAGACACAACCACUGUGGUAUCGCUACAGCCGCUAGCUACCCGCUUGUUUAGAAAAGACUACCUCAAAUAUCAAGAAACCUUAUCAGAAGGCCAUAGUGACUCGUGUGCCUGAGUGGUUCACUGAAAUCAAUUGUAGUGAGAAAAGUCACGUAACACAUGUGACUGUUUGUCUGAGCGACAAACCUCAAGCUUGAAAGUAUUGCUUGAAAGACCGUUUUAGAGAUUUUAUGAAAUUGUUUUAUGGUCGUGUGUAUGCCACUGAUUUAAUUGAUUUUACCUCUAUGUAUUGUAAAUACAUGUUCUUUAGUGUAAGUCAAAUGUACAAAUGUUUUUUUUUCUUCUAUUUUAUGUAAGAUCAAUUAAACUUUUAAAAUGUA